This is a messenger RNA of Phyllopteryx taeniolatus (common seadragon), 7511 nucleotides long. RefSeq names its product Rac/Cdc42 guanine nucleotide exchange factor (GEF) 6 (gene arhgef6). NCBI's taxonomy places the organism in Eukaryota, Metazoa, Chordata, Actinopteri, Syngnathiformes, Syngnathidae. The transcript is spliced from 21 exons. Gene Ontology annotation, molecular function: guanyl-nucleotide exchange factor activity; protein binding. The record is from RefSeq and is a predicted model, not a curated record. The coding region runs from base 362 to 2809 and encodes 815 amino acids.
UUUAUUCAAAAACUGUAUUGUUACGGAAUGCAAUUAAUUCCAAUGAAAAGAACUGAUAGUACAUUGUGUUACGAUUUUGGCCACAAAACGAGUUAAACUCGGAAGCGAAGGUGCAACUGUACACUGUACUUGGCAGUGCAGUCAUACUCCUGUUUAUUGUUGAGGUGCCUGCUUACCAGUAGGGGUGAUCAUCACUUUUGGCAUGUAGUAACACAACCGGCUCCCACCCCCCACCUCUUUGCCGAACUUCAAGCAGAAGUGCGGGGCUACGAGGUGCACUGCACGACGAUACGGAACCAAACCACUGGAAGUGAAGGUGGAAGGAGGACCACCGCCAAGGCAAUGAACGUCUGACGGCGCCAUGAACCCCGAGGAGCAGACCGUAACGUGGUUGAUAUCACUGGGAGUGCUCGGCUCCCCCAAGAAAAAGAUCGCCGACCCGGAGGAAUUCUUGAAAACCUCGCUGAAGGAUGGCCUCGUCCUGUGCAAGCUGGUGGAGAGGCUUGUGCCCGGCUUCACCGCCAAGUACUGCCCGGAGCCCCGAACCGAAGCCGACUGCAUAGGCAACAUUCGAGAGUUUCUGAGAGGAUGCUCGUCCUUGAAAGUCAAAGUUGAGGGGUUUGAGCCCGAGUGUCUGUACAGCGGGGAAAAUUUUGGCAAGGUCCUGACCACGUUGCUGGCCGUCAACUUUGCUACACAAGAUAGUGUUGCAGAGAGGUCAUGUCCGCAGUCCGGCGCCCAAUCACUUAGUCAGACUGCGUCCUCACACACGACCUCCUGUGCCAAGUCCAAGGGCUCUCUGUGGAGACAGUCCAAAUCUGCGGAGAUGUCAGAAAAUGGCAGCAGCAGCAGCGGGCAGCUGAUGGUGAAGGCCCGCUUCAACUUCAAGCAGAACAACGAGGAUGAGCUGUCGUUUGUCAAAGGUGACGUCAUCGUCGUGAUGCGGCAGGAAGAAGGCGGCUGGUGGGAGGGCAACCUCAACGGCAAGACGGGCUGGUUCCCCAGCAACUACGUGCGCGAGGUCAAGGCCUGUGAGAAACCAGUGUCUCCUAAAGGUGCUCAGCUGACCAAAAGCUACUAUAGUGUGGUGGUGCAGGACAUCUUGGAACACGAGCGAGAGUUCGUCAAAGAGCUGCAAACGCUGCUGAGUGGUUACCUGCGACCGUUAAAAGCCAGCGAUAAGUUGAGCAGUGCAGACAGUGCCACCUUGUGUGGAAACCUGGAAGAGAUUCUCACCUUCCAGCAGGGCCUGUGUGUCUCUUUGGAGGAAUGUACAAAAGUCCCAGAGGGCCAACAGCGGCUGGCCGGAUGCUUCUUGAAUGUGAUGUGUCAGAUCAAGUCUCUGUACCUGGCCUACUGCUCCAGCCACCCGUCAGCUGUCUGCAUCCUCACUGAUCAUAGCGAGGACCUUGACAAGUUCAUGGAAAGUCAAGGAGCCAGCGCUCCGGGCAUCCUGACGCUGACCACCAGCCUCAGCAAGCCAUUCAUGAGGCUGGACAAAUACCCUACCCUGCUGCAGGAGCUGGAGAGACACGUGGAGGAAGCCCACCCAGACUUCUCUGACAUCGUAAAGGCCACAGCAGCAUUCAGGACCUUAGUGACGCAGUGCCAGGACCUGCGAAAGCGUAAGAACCUGGAACUGCAGAUCCUGUCGGAACAGGUGCGCGGCUGGGAUGGAGACAGCAUGAAGAGUCUGGGUCACGUGCUCUAUAUGUCCCAGGUUCACAUGAGAACUGGCUCCAGUGAGGACAAAGAUGAGCGCUACUUGAUGCUUUUCCCCAAUGUGCUAGUGAUGCUCUCCACCAGUCCGAGGAUGAGUGGCUUCAUUUAUCAGGGACGACUGCCACUAACAGGCACCACUGUAACAAGACUCGUGGAGGAUGCGGAUAAUGCACACUAUGCUUUUGAGAUCACAGGAAGCAUGAUGGAGCGUGUGACAGUGUUUUGCAGCAGUGCCCAGGAGCUGCAGGAAUGGCUCGAGCACCUGCAGCCAUUUAGUAAAGGAGGCAGCCCAGCAGGCACCAUCUUGAAGACUGUGGAGGGAAAGCCUCUUAGCAUGGUGGGCACGCCUACCCACUUGUCUCACCUUGGCAGCUUCAGCGCCCUCAGCCGCGGGCCCCUCGAACCACCAAAGAUGAGCAAGCCCUGGUCACUCAGCUGCCUGCGCCCAGCGCCUCCCCUCAAACCGUCGGCCGCACUGGGUUACAAAGAGAGGAUGUCUUAUAUCAUGAAGGACUCCAGCAAGAGCCCGCGGCCCAUGAAGAAGUUCCUGCCUGGAAAUAGGAAGAAGGAAAGGAAGCCUUCAGAUGACGACGUUCACACGAGGAGAAGCACAGUGGCUCUGGAGGAGGACGCUCAGAUCCUGCGGGUGAUCGAGGCCUACUGCACAGGAGCAAGCUCGCACUCCACCAGCACACGUUUGUAUUCAUCUCCUAUCACGACACUGUUUUUUUGUGACAUUCUGCUGGCUCACACGAGCAUGAAUCAAACUGUGUUUGUGGACGCGUGUGUAGCUGUGCGUAAAGAGUGUGGGCCUCAGGUGCUCCUUCCUGAGGAAGAGAAAAUCAUUGUGGAGGAGAUGAAGAGCAACGGGCAGACAGUCAUUGAGGAGAAGAGUCUGGUUGACGCGGUGUAUGCUUUAAAGGAUGAGGUCCAUGAACUGAAAAAGGAAAACAAAUGGAUGAAGCAGUUUCUGGAGGAGGAGCAAAAGUCUCGCAAAGAGCUGGAGAGAGUGGUGAGGAAGCUUGCAAAGCAGAAGAAUGACUGCACGUGGGACGACGGAGGAGGCGGCGGUGGCGGCGGCCACUGAACGCACAACAAGAUGUGUGAGUGUGUAUGUGUGUGUGCGUGUGUUUGUCUUUCUUUGUAUGAAUGUGUGUCAAGGUGCAGUAUGUCUUCGAAGAGGUGUACGUAAAGCAACAAAAGUUGCGGCACAGUCUAAAUGUAUAUAGCUCUUACUCUGACAGUGUUUCCCAAUCUUUAUUGAGCCAAGGCACAUAUUUUACAGGAGAAAAAAAAUGUCAAGGCACACCACCAAACAAGAAUGUCACAAAAAGCCUUUACAGAAUACUGAAAUAAUGAUGAUCUUGACUCAAUUUACUCACAUAUGUACUUAGUAUGUAAUGUGGGCUUUUUUAGUAGCUGUUACAGUGAAACCCCUGCUAUUCGGGGACCAAGCUCACGCAAAUAACAUACAAACCCCAAUUCCAAUGAAGUUAGGACGUUGUGUAAAAUGGAAAUAAAAACAAAAUACAAUGAUUUGCAAGUCAUUUUUUUUAUCCUUUAUUCAAUUGAAUACACUACAGACUAUAUUUAAUGUUCAAACUGAUAAACUAUUGUUUUUGUUUUGCAAAGUUUCACUCAUUUGGAAUUUGAUGCCUGCAACACGCUCCAAAAAAGCUGGGACACCUUUCCUUUUAACAAACCUCAAUAAGCGUUGGGGAACUGAGGACACUAAGUGUUGAAGCUUUGUAGGUGGAAUCCUUUCCCAUUCUUGCUUAUGUACAGCUUCAGUUGCUUAACAGUGCGGAGUCUCCAUUUUCAGAUUUUGCGCUUCAUAAUGCGCCACACAUUUUCAAUGGGAGACAGGUCUGGACUGUUGGCAGGCCAGUCUUGUACUCAGUCUUUUACUAUGAAGCCACAUUGUUGUAACGUGCAAAAUGUGGCUUGGCAUUGUCUUGCUGAAAUAAGCAGGUACGUUUCUCAAAAAGACGUUGCUUGGAUGGCAGCAUAUGUUGCUCCAAAACCUGUAUGUACCUUGAACAACUGAGCCUUUUGGGGAUGCUCCUUUUAUACCCAAUAAUAACACUCACCUGUUUCCAAGUAACCUGUUCACCUGUGGAAUGUUCCAAACUAGUGUUUUUUUUUAAGCAUUCAUCAACUUUCCCAGUCUUUAGUUAGAACGUGUUGCAGGCAUCAAAUUCAAAAUGAAUGAAUAUCAUCUUAUUGUAUCUUAGUGUCGUGUAUUCAAUUGAAUAUAGGUUGAAAAGGAUUUGAAAAUCAUUGUAUUCUGUUUUUAUUUACAUUUUACACAAUGUCCAUUGGAAUUGGGAUUUGGAAUUGAUGUAUCCAAACUUUUGACUGGUAGUUUGUCUAAAUUGAAACCCAUAAAUCACUUCUCAACAUACAGUGCCAUGAAAAGUUAUAGGCCCUCUUCUCAAAUUCUUACAUUUUUGCAAUUUGCCCUCUUUAAUGUUUAAGAUAAUCAAACAAAUGUAAAUAUCAAAGUAUACAGUAACCCAAGUGAACUUAAAAUGCUGUUUUGAUGUUUUCAUUUAUUAAACAAAAAAGCUGGCCCUGUGUGAAAAUUAGCCCCUUUGUUAUAUCAUGAAUUAAUUGUGGCUAAUCACAAUUUUUGGUUAAUUUUCAGUGAUCACACCCAAGCCUGAUUAUCUCCAGACCUGAUCGAUCAAGAAAUCACUUAAACAGAGUCUGUCCUGAUCAAAUAAAGUCGGACAAAGGAUCUAAAAAACCUGCAAAAAAUGACACGAUUUUCCAAAGAAAAUCUAGAACAGUCGCCAAAUAAAGUAAUUGAUAUCUAUCAGUCUGGAAAGGGUUACAAAAACCAUUUGUAAAGCUGUAGGAUUCCAGCGUACCAUAGGGAGAGCCAUUAUCCUCACAUGGAGAAAACAUGGAACAGUGGUGAACUUUCCAAAGGUUACCCCAAGAGAACAGCAAUGACUCAUCCAGGAAGAGCGCACAAAGGAACUCAGGACAACUUCUAAAGAACUGCAGGGCCUCCCUUGCCUCAGAUAAGGUCGGUGUCCAUGACACAACAAUAAGGAAGAGACUGGGCAAAAAUGGCAUUCAUGGCAAAGGCGAAAACCACUACUUCCCAAAAAGAACAUAAAGGCUUAACUUACUUUUGCAAAAAAAAAAAACUGAAGACUUUUGGGAAAAUAUUUUAUGGGUUGACGAGAUGAAAGUUAAGCUUUUGUAAAGGUGUGUAUCUCCUUUCAUCUGGCAUAAAUUAACACAGCAUUUCAGGAAAAAACAUACCAAGAGUCAAACAUGGUGUUGGUAGUAUGAUGGUCUUGGACUGCUUUGCUCCUUCAGGACUUGGACAACUUGCUGUGAUUGAUGGAACAAUAAAGUCUGCUCUUUAACAGAAAAUCCUGAAGGAGAAUGUUCAGCCAUCAGUUUGUGACCUCAAGCUGAAGCGCACUUGGGUUCUGCAGCAGGAUAACAAUCCGAAAAACAUAAGCAAGUCAACUUAUGAAUGGCUGAAAAAAAACAAAAUGAAGGUUUUGGGAGUUGCUUAGUCAAAGUCCAGACUUGAAUCGUAUUGGAAUGCAGUGGCAUGACCUUAAAAAUGCCGUUCAUGCUCGAAAACCCUCCAUUUCUGCUGAAUUCAAACAAUUCUGCAAGGAAGGUUGGGCCAAAAUAUCUCCAGAGAUGUGAACGACUCAUUGGCAGUUAUAGAAAACACUUCAUUUCAGUUGUUGCUGCUGAGGAUGGCCCAACCAGUUAUUAGGUUUAGGGGGCCAUUACUUUUUCCACACAGGGCCAGGUAACAUUGAGUAGUUGUGUUUCUUUAAUAAAUGAAAUAAUUUAAAAACAGCAUUUUAAUUUCACUUGGGUUAUAGUUGUCUGAUAUUUACAUUUGUUUAAUCAUCUUAAACAUUAAAGUGGGGAAACUAUCCCAAAAUUUGAGAAGGGGCCCAAUACUUUUUCACUGUACUGUAGUUCCUUGAUGUCAAGAUGGUGGCAAAGCACCAUUUUUGUCUCAAUAAAACUCCUCAACUCAUUUUAACAUAGUUCUUUUUUUUUUUUUUUACACCGAGAUUCCUCAAGAUAACAGCAAAGCACUUUCUUGACAAAAUGAAACUCCUCAACUCAAACAUAGUUUCCCGACCCAAGAUGGUUGCAGAGCACACUACCUUUGUCUAAAUGAAGCGCCUCAAGUCACUUCAACAUAGUUCCUUGACUCCAAGAAAGCACCAAGGUGUAGUUGAAUUUGCGACUGUCGAACUGCGGGGGUUCACUGUGUUCGGUUGUAUGAAUGGCAACAGGUAGAUACACAGGCUACUUGUAGCUUUUGCCAUUUAAUGGAAGAACAUUUAAUUGUUCUGCCUGUCACUAUUUGUCGUUAGCAUAGAGGAAUGACCAAAGACACAUUAUUUGUGUUAAUAAACAAUAUUUUUGAACCCGUUAGUUGAAAUUGGAUAAUUUCUCAUGGCAUUAUCUCUGAUGGUGCAGUGGUUGGGAAUCACUGUAACCGCUAUAUUUAACGUUAGCAUAGCUAUCCAUUGAAAAGCAUCUCCAUAUAAAAAAAUGUUCUUGUAUUUUUUUUUUGUUUAAGAUGCAUUGCUCUUCAUUGGUUGGACACAACCACACCACACACACGCGUUUUCACACCCGUCGCCUGUCUCGCCGAACGCCACUGUGAACUGUUUUCAACCAGGAAGUGUAAUACAAACAAAAGCUCAUGGCCACCUUUUUUUUUUUUUUUUUUUUCUUAUAAAAGCUUAAGUUUGAAGAGGAAUCUAUCUGGUCCACUGUUGUUGUGCGCUUCUGUUACCAUGGCAACGAUUUCUGCCCUUUGCCAUCAUUUGUUUGUUGUGCUGUCAGGACAUCGAUAUAUUAAGCUAUGGACUGUACAUUUAAUGUUUUUAUUCAUAUCAGAGUUUCCCCUUAACAGUGUUAAACGUGUAUCAUUUAUUAAAUAGCUGCAUGAAUGAAUAUUAAUGCAGGUUUUUAUUAAAAGAGCCACAUCUCACGUUGCGAUUAUACUCAAAUAAUAAUAUUAAGAUAAUCACAUUUAUAGCCCGAUGGUGAACAAACAGAUAAGUACGAAAAUAAUACUUCCUAUUACUAAAAUAUAUAUUUUUAUUUACCUUUUAAAUGCUUUUUGGAUUUUUUUAUGCUCUAUUUAUUUAUUUGUGGUGUCUCACCCUGAAAUAGUCUCAAAUAAGCAAAAAUUAAAGAUAAUGGCUUAAAAAUGUUUUAUACUCAAAUUGUAUGUUUUCCUCAUUGAUAGGUGAGAGAUUUAUUCGCCUAAAAGUGCCUCCAGAUGAGGUAUAUUGUUUUGGGAGGGGGGACUACAAGUGCGUUUUGUUUAUUUUUUCCAAAUGUUAUCAUAAUUUGACAAAAAUAGCGCAAGAAAGAAAUAAUGGACCUCAGCACCUGCUAGAUUGUGUGUGUGUGUGGGUGGGUGUGUGAGAGAAUUGCAACAAAAAAUGUGUACAGUUCCGUUGAGCAGGUCCCAAUUUUCAUCUUAUAAUAGUAAUUGUAUAAUCGGUACUAGGCAGCGUGUGUUGCUCAAGAGCACUGCAGCAAUGUAAAUGCAACAGAAGAGCACUCUACUUCCUGUAUACUUUGUUUUGUGUUUUUUUAUUUUAUAGCCUAAAAUGUCUGCAGCCUCACUGAGCACUUCACUGCAGCGGGAAUUUUCAUCUCACGUCAAGCCUGCUUUUAAAGGUUCUAUGCAAUUCUUAUUGUAUUGUUGCAUUUUGUUCGAAGCACUCUGUACUUUAUGUUGUCAUUCUUUUAUUAAAGGUUUCCUAUUCUAA